Messenger RNA from Calliphora vicina (urban bluebottle blowfly), 1656 nucleotides. It is a transcript of the gene amd, whose product is annotated as alpha methyl dopa-resistant. The record is from RefSeq and is a predicted model, not a curated record. Gene Ontology annotation, biological process: amino acid metabolic process; catecholamine metabolic process. The coding region runs from base 55 to 1593 and encodes 512 amino acids. NCBI's taxonomy places the organism in Eukaryota, Metazoa, Arthropoda, Insecta, Diptera, Calliphoridae. Gene Ontology annotation, molecular function: aromatic-L-amino-acid decarboxylase activity; pyridoxal phosphate binding. Gene Ontology annotation, cellular component: cytoplasm. The transcript has 3 exons.
GAAAUAAAAUUAAAAACAACAUUUUAAAUUAAUAAUAACAAUAAUUUGCUUAAUAUGGAUAUGAAUUCAAAUGAAUUCCGUGAGUUUGGCCAGGCUUCCAUAGAGUUUAUUAUAAAUUAUUUGGAAAAUAUAAGGGAACGCAAUGUUCUACCCACUACCACUCCCUUUUCGCUGGUCCACAGUCUACCCCAGGAAAUACCCGAACAAGCCGAACAUUGGAAAACUAUAUUGCACGAUUUAGAACAUAUUAUUUUGCCAGGUCUGGCUCACUGGCAAUCACCACAUUUUCAUGCCUACUUUCCGUCUUCAUCGUCGGCGGGUUCCAUAAUUGGGGAAUUACUUAUAGCUGGUAUAGGCGCUUUGGGUUUCAACUGGAUUUGCAGUCCUGCUUGCACUGAACUUGAAGUUGUUGUCAUGGAUUGGUUGGCGAAAUUUCUUAACUUACCCCAACAAUUUCUUCACACCACUGAUGGUCCCGGUGGUGGUAUAAUUCAGGGUUCCGCCUCGGAAUCAGUACUAGUUGCUGUUAUAGCGGCCCGAGAACAAACCGUCAGACGUAUGAAAGAGAAACAUCCCGAAAUGACAGAAAGUGAGAUAAGAGGCAAGUUGGUGGCCUAUUCUAGUGAUCAAAGUAACAGUUGCAUUGAAAAGGCGGGCGUUUUGUCCGCAGUACCCAUACGAUUGUUGCCGGCUGGAGAGGAUUUGAUAUUUAGAGGAGAAAUGUUGCAACAAGCCUUAGACGAGGAUUUGGCCAAAGGUUUGAUACCUAUAAUUUGCAUUGCCACUUUGGGUACAACCGGCACCUGUGCAUACGAUGACAUCGAGUCAUUGGGUAAAAUUUGUAAUCAACAUGAUUUGUGGUUACAUGUUGAUGCUGCCUAUGCUGGCGCUGCUUUUGCCUUGGAAGAGUGUUCCGAACUGAGAAAUGGCCUGGAAAUGGUUGAUUCCUUAAACUUCAAUUUACACAAAUUCCUAAUGGUGAAUUUUGAUUGCAGUGCCAUGUGGUUAAAGGAUGCCAAUAAAGUGGUGGACAGUUUUAAUGUUGAUCGCAUCUAUUUGAAGCACAAAUAUGAAGGCCAAACACAAAUUCCCGAUUUUAGACAUUGGCAAAUACCAUUGGGUAGACGUUUCAGGGCUCUUAAAGUAUGGAUUACCUUCCGUACUAUUGGAGCCGAAGGCUUAAGAGCCCACAUACGCAAGCACAUGGCAUUGGCUGAGAGAUUUGAAAAUUAUGUCUUAUCAGAUGCCCGCUUUGAGUUGGUAACCAAGAGAGCCCUUGGUUUGGUUUGUUUCAGACCCAUAGGCGAUAAUAAACGUACCACAGAUCUGCUGCAUAAUCUUACGGAACGUAAGAAAAUCUACAUGAUCCAGGCCAAACAAGCGGGUAAACAUUUCUUACGUUUUGUUGUUUGCGGCAUGGAUCCAAAGGAGCAAGAUAUCGAUUUUGCUUGGAGGGAAAUACAAUCUCAAAUGGAUUUUGUUGUAGAGCAAGAACUUUUAACAUCUGUUAAGGCAGACAUCGACUCAAUUAGUAAACACAUAACCUCAGAUUUACAUAUAAGUGCAGUAAUGGAUUCUGAAAAGUCCAAGUAAAUUUUAGUAUGUAUUUGUAAGGUUUUUUUUUUAAUUUAUUUUAAUAAAAAGUUAUAAAAAAUC